Messenger RNA from Elgaria multicarinata webbii, 3951 nucleotides. It is a transcript of the gene TTC21A, whose product is annotated as tetratricopeptide repeat domain 21A. Gene Ontology annotation, cellular component: intraciliary transport particle A. The coding region runs from base 1 to 3951 and encodes 1316 amino acids. Gene Ontology annotation, molecular function: protein binding. Gene Ontology annotation, biological process: intraciliary retrograde transport; protein localization to cilium. The transcript has 29 exons. The record is from RefSeq and is a predicted model, not a curated record. NCBI's taxonomy places the organism in Eukaryota, Metazoa, Chordata, Lepidosauria, Squamata, Anguidae.
AUGGCUGACGUGGACCCUCAGGCUUUGGCUAGAAUUCUCUACUAUGCUCAAGAAAAAUACUUCAACCACGUUAUUCAUGUGACAAAUACUGAGCUGUCAAAAAAUGUUCAUGAUCCAGUGUUGCUGUUUUUCAAGGGGUUUGGAACCUUGCUUCUUGGCCGAAUCCAAGAAGGUAUCGCACUACUUGAGAAUGCCCGGAAGCGCCAUGUUGAUGUUUCCUUAUGCUGCCUCCUAGGUCUCAUUUAUGCACACAAAAGAUGUGAAAAUGUUGAUUCUACUGCUGUCUUGGACUUUGAAACCAAAUUAAAGGAUAUGCGGAAGACUGCUGGAAGCAAUGCAUUGUAUUAUGCUGGAAUGUUUCUGUGGCUAAUGAAUAGAAAUGAUAAAGCGAAGGAGUAUGUUGACAAAAUGCUGAAAGUUUCUAAUGGUGCAAGAGAGGGACUUGUUCUGAAAGGAUGGAUUUAUGUUACAUCUGACAAACAGCAUGCUGUCAAGAAGUCUAUCAAGUACCUGGAUGAAGGGAUUCAAGAUAAUACAGAUAUAUUUGGAAUGAUGGGAAAGGCAAAAUAUUUCAUGGCUCAACAGAAUUAUUCAGGGGCCCUGGGAAUAGUUAGCCAGUUAGUGGUUUCUUUCCCGUUCUUUAUGCCAGCCAUUGUCACCAAGAUGAGGCUGCAUUUAGCCUUGCAAGAUUGGGAGCAAAGUGUAGAAGAAAGUAAAAGAAUCCUAAGCAAGGAACCAAACGAUAUAGAUGGACUGCAGUAUAUGGUUGUAAAUCAUCUCACUAUGACUGGGAACAAGAGUUUGGCAUUGCAUUUCCUUAGAGAAUUUAUUGGUGCUUUGGAGCUGAAAGAGCCUCAAAGGCCAGAAUUUCACUUUCAAAAAAUGAUGGUGAUCAGUAGACUGUCUGGGAAAAAUCAAGAAAUCCUUCAAGAAGUGUAUGAGUUUACAAGAAACUCAGGUAGUAACCUGAUAUCCACUGAUGCACGUAUUGCGAAUGAGUUAGGAUAUCAGCUAAUCCUUCAGGGGAACUGGAAGGAGGCUUCUGUAUGGUAUAGAAAAGCCAUAGAGCUGGAUGAAAACACUGUAGAUUCACUGACAGGGAUUAUAUGGUGCCAGGUGCUUGGAGGGAAACUAGAAGAAGCAGAGCAGCAACUGGAGUUCCUAAAAGAAGUCCAGCAGUCCAUUGGAAAAUCUUCAGCCCUAGCUUAUCUUCAGGCUGUAAUUGCUUCCAGGAAAAACAAGAAUGAGCAGAUUGCCACCACCCUUCUCAACGAAGCUGCAGAACUCCAUUUUUCUGCUUUGCAUGGACUGCCUUUAAGCACUGAAUAUUAUGAAAAACUCAACCCUAUGUUUUUGAUUGCAAUUGUGAAAGAGUAUUUGGUCUUCUGUCCCAAACAGCCUCGGUUACCUGGUCAGGUUUUAUCUUCUCUUCUCAAGCAAGCAACUAUACUUUUGAAUCCACUUGUGAAAGCAGCUCCUGGGAUGAUAGAACCUCUUUUUCUAAUGGCACAGGUUAAAUAUUUAUCAGGAGAACUAGAAACUGCCCAGGGUACCCUGCAGCGUUGUUUAGAGUUGGACCCAACAUCGACAGAUGCCAAUCUUCUUAUGGCCCAGAUCCACCUCUCUCAAGGAAACAUCAAAGAAUGUGCCCAUUCGCUAGAAAUAGGUGUCAGCUACAACUUUCAACUCCGUGAUUCUCCAUUGUAUCACUUCAUCAAGGCUAGAGCACUGAAUAAAGCUGGGGAAUAUCCUGAAGCCAUCAAAGUCUUAAAAAUGCUUAUCAAUUUACCUCAAAUGAAAGGGGAAAUUAAGAAGGGCCUGGGGCCGCAUAUAACGACAAGUGAACAAGUCUCCAUCUACUUGGAACUUGCUGAAGCUCUUCGACUCAAUGGGGAACUGCAUGAAGCUACUAAGAUAAUGCAAGAUACGAUUAAUGAAUUUAGUGGGACACCAGAGGAAAUCCGUGUCAUGGUUGCAAAUGUAGAUUUAGCUCUCAGUAAAGGGGAAGUGGACUUAGCUUUAACUAUGCUGAGGAACAUCACACCAAACCAGCCCUAUUAUACUGAAGUUAAAGAAAAGAUGGCUCAGAUUUACCUUCAGAUCCGAAAGGAUAAGAGAUUGUACAUUGGAUGCUACUGUGAGCUCUGUGAGAAUUUGCCAAGUCCUCAUACAAGCCUUCUCUUGGGUGAUGCCUACAUGAAUAUUCAAGAGCCUGAAAAAGCAUUGGAAGUUUUUGAAGCAGCUCAGAAGAAGAAUCCCUUGGACGCAACGGUGGCAAGGAAAAUUGGUCAAGCAUAUGUGUACACCCAUCAAUAUAACAAGGCUAUCAAUUACUAUGAAGUUGCUCUCAAGAUGAGUGAGCAGGACUUCUUGUGUCAUGAUCUUGCCGAUCUCCUCUUAAAGCUCAAAAAGUUUGGCAAAGCAGAAAAAGUUCUAAACCAAGCACUAGACCAUGACCCUGUUGACGAUCUGCCCUCAAUGAUGAAGGAUGCUAAGAAUCUGAUGUUAUUAGCAAAAGUUUAUGAGACAACUAAAAGAGAAGUUGUUCUAGAAACCCUGAACAAGGCAUACGACAUCCAGCAAAGGAUACUGAAGCGAGUCCGCGUAGAACAGCCUGAACUGAUCCCUCCUCAGAGACAAGUGGCACUGAUGAUCUGUGUACAAUUUGCAGAGUUCUACCGAGCAGAGAAGGAGUAUGAAAAAGCCGUAAAGUACUACACAGAAGCCCUGUCCUGCAUUCCAACUGAUAGUAAAAUAAUAUUAGAAUUAGCUCGCCUGUAUUUGAUGCAAGGAGAUACAGAUCAAUGUGAGCAUUAUUGCACUCUCCUGCUUCAAGAUGAUGACACCAGUGAAAUUGGAACAAUGAUGAUGGCUAACCUUAUGUUUCGAAAAGAGAAGUAUGAACAAGCUAUAAGUCUAUAUCGAAAUGUUUUGGAGAAAACGCCAGAUAACUUCUCAGUCAUGGAGAGCUUGAUUGAUCUGCUGAGAAGAAGUGGGAAGCUUGAGGAAGCUGUACCAUUUUUUGAACUGGCCAAGAAAAAAACAACUCGCACACCUUUGGAGCCUGGCUAUAACUACUGCAUGGGACUUUAUUGUUGGCACAUGAUGCAGCCCAAUCAGGCCUUGAAGUUCUUCAACAAAGCUCGUAAGGAUAGUGACUGGGGUCAGAAAGCCCUGAGCUAUAUGAUUCAGAUAUGCCUAAAUCCUGACAAUGAGAUAGUAGGCGGAGAGUCAUUUGAGAACCAAAAUACUGUGGAUGCAAGUGAUAUAAAGGAAAAGAGAGAAUCUGAACAACAUGGGAUACGUACAGCUGAGAAGCUUCUCAAGGAGUUUUACCCUCACUCGCAGGAAGGCCAGAAUCAAGUGGAGAUGUUGCAGAGCUACUGUUUAAUGGCCACAAAAGAGAGACAUAAUGUGGAGAAGGCCCUGAAAGUAUUUACAGAAAUGGGCCAAAAUGAGAGAGACAAUGUUCCAGCCAUUUUGGCAAUGGCUCAAGCAUACAUGAUUCUUAAACACACAGCCAAAGCCAGGACCCAGCUGAAGCGCUUGACUAAAGUGAACUGGUCUUUGACAGAUGCUGAAGAGUUAGAAAAAGCUUGGAUUCUGUUGUCAGAUAUCUACUGCACAGCUGGGAAGUAUGACCUUGCAACUGAGCAGGUGAAGCGCUGCUUACGGUACAAUAAGUCAUGUGCUAAAGCCUAUGAAUGUUUGGGAUUUAUCGCAGAAAAGGAAAAUGCUUACAAAGAUGCUGCAACUAACUACGAAUUAGCUUGGCAAUAUAGUCACCAAGCAAAUCCUGCUGUUGGAUUUAAACUUGCUUUCAACUAUUUAAAAGAUCGGAGAUAUGUAGAAGCAAUAGAUGUAUGCCAUGAAGUUCUGAAGGCAUGCCCAGAUUAUCCAAAAAUUAGAGAAGAAAUUUUGGAAAAGGCCCAAGCAGCAAUUAAACCGUAG